Leptosomus discolor (cuckoo roller) is the source of this 852-nucleotide messenger RNA. The record is from RefSeq and is a predicted model, not a curated record. NCBI's taxonomy places the organism in Eukaryota, Metazoa, Chordata, Aves, Leptosomiformes, Leptosomidae.
AUGCUGGUCUCCCUCCUCUUCCCCCGAGCGAGCCGACCCCUUCGAUGCCUCGUCCGGGACUUGCCCCGUUGCAGGUGGCGGUGGCCAAAGAGGGCUGGCUGCCCCCGCAGGGGUCUGCAAACCGCCUGGGCAACCUACAGCAGCGACGUGACCCCUGUCUUCACCAGGGCUUUGGCUUUCGGUGAUAAAAUUGCCAUUGUUGACCAAAACGGUGAACACACUUACAGGGACCUUCUCAGCCAGAGCCUACGCUUGUCCCAGGAGAUCUGUAGAGCUCUGGACUGCUCCAGCAGGGACUUGAAGGAAGAGAGGAUCUCAUUUUUGUGUCCCAAUGAUGCCUCCUACGUGGUGGCCCAGUGGGCUUCCUGGAUGAGCGGGGGCAUAGCAGUGCCCCUUUACAAGAAACACCCCGUGCCCGAGCUGGAGUACGUGAUUCAGGACUCGCAGAGCGCUCUCGUCGUUGCAGCGGAGGGAUACGUGGGGAAAAUAGCCCCUAGUGCCGAGAAGCUGGGAGUCCCGCUUCUGCCGCUCCUUGGGUCUCGUAGUGAUGGAUCCACAAGUUGUGCGGCGGUGGAGGAGGGUCCCUUGGCUACCUGCUCCUCCUGGAAAGGCAGAGGAGCCAUGAUAAUCUACACUAGUGGGACCACGGGAAGACCGAAAGGUGUCCUCAGCACCCAUGAGAACGUGCAAGCCGUGACCACAGGGCUGGUUGACAAAUGGGAGUGGAGGAAGGAGGAUGUUAUUCUGCACGUGCUGCCUUUACAUCACGUCCACGGGGUGAUCAAUAAGCUCCUCUGUCCUCUCUGGGUGGGAGCGACGUGCGUCAUGUUGCCCGAAUUCAGCGCGCAGACG